Molecule: messenger RNA, 3358 nt
Organism: Thlaspi arvense
Lineage: Eukaryota; Viridiplantae; Streptophyta; Magnoliopsida; Brassicales; Brassicaceae
Source: the annotation of a GenBank genome assembly
AGCGACUCUUCUUUCUACAUAUCCACCAAGCGUAAGCCUGAGGAUUGAAACCAAAGUAAAGAAGCAAACAAACAUAAAACUUAUAUAUAUAAAUUAAUAUAUAUCUUUUUCAAAAAAGCGACUACACGGUUUGAUUUCUUUGUCGUAGCAAUCCAUUUCCAGAAAUUUCACGCGCGAUUUCUUUAUACAUUUUCUGAUUAUCUGCUUCUUCUUUCUUGGUUUGUUUUUCUUUUGUAUUUUUAUGAUUUUUAUUGGUUGGUGUAGUUUGUAUUGAUCUUGAGGUGGUUUAGUUUGAGUUUGGUUAAACCGGCGGCGAUGCCGACACCGGUAAGCACGGCGAGGCAAUGUUUAACGGAAGAAACAGCACGUGCCUUAGACGAUGCAGUAGCCGUCGCGCGUAGAAGAAGCCACGCACAAACGACGUCGCUUCACGCCGUUUCCGGUCUCUUAACGAUGCCUUCAUCGAUUCUCCGUGAAGUGUGCAUUUCACGCGCCGCCCACGGCACGCCUUACUCUUCCCGUCUCCAGUUUCGCGCGCUGGAGCUCUGCGUCGGCGUAUCUCUCGACAGGCUCCCUUCCUCGAAACAACCAACGGCGGCGGAGAACGAAGUUGUGGAGCCGCCGGUAUCGAACUCGCUCAUGGCGGCGAUCAAACGUUCUCAGGCGACUCAGAGAAGGCAUCCCGAGACUUAUCACCUCCAUCAAAUCCACGGGACUACUCAAACGACGUCGGUUUUGAAGGUCGAGCUUAAGUACUUCAUACUAUCCAUCCUUGAUGACCCGAUUGUGAGUCGGGUAUUCGGCGAAGCUGGGUUUCGAAGCACCGACAUCAAGCUCGACGUACUUCAUCCUCCGGUGACGCAAUUCGCUUCGCGAUUUCCGCGAUCUCGUUGUCCGCCUCUCUUUCUCUGUAAUCUCCCGGAAUCUGAUUCGGGUCGGGCUAGAUUCGGGUUUAGCGGCGAUUUCGACGAGAAUUGUAGGAGAAUCGGAGAAGUUUUGGGUCGGAAAGAUAAGAAGAAUCCUCUGCUCGUCGGAAUCUACGGUGGUGAAGCUCUGAAAACGUUCGCUGAUUCGAUUAACAGAGGAAAGUUAGGGUUUUUGCCUCUGGAGAUUAGUGGAUUAAGCGUAAUCAGUGUAGAGAAAGAGAUUAGUGAGGUUUUAGUCGAUGAAUUAGUAAGAAUCGUGGAAGGAAACUGCUCGAGAUCGAAAUCAGGGAUGGUACUAAAUCUGGGAGAUCUCAAGGUCUUGACCGGCGAGGAAUUUUCCGGUAAUGCUCUCGUGACGAAGCUCUCUGAUCUGUUGAAGAUUCACCGCGAGAGACUCUGGUUCAUCGGGAGUGUUUCGAGCAACGAGACGUAUCUGAAGCUGAUCGAGAGGUUUCCGACGAUCGACAAUGACUGGAAUCUUCAUCUUCUUCCGAUUACAUCUUCGAGCCAAGGGGCUUACCCAAAAUCAAGAAUCCGAACAAGACAAAGGGAUGAUUCUCAGAAAGUGCAGGCUAAAGAUGAUCCAAACGCAUUAGCCUCUAAGAUUCCUUCUCUUCAGAAGAAAUGGGACGACAUUUGUCAGAGGAUCCAUCAAACUCCGGCGUUUCCUAAGCUCAGUUUCCAGCCAGUGAGACCUCAGUUCCCUCUCCAACUUGUUUCUUCGACGUCAGGGAGCUUUCAGGGGAUGGUGGCUCAAGCGCAGAACCCGCCGCACCAACCCGGUUUAUCGGUUAAAAUCUUGAAGCCAAAGCAAACGGAGGAUCUCGCGAGCCGCAAAACGAACUCUCCUAUGAGCUGUGUGACGACGGAUCUAGGGCUUGGAACAAUCUACGCAUCGAAGAAAAACCGGGAAUCGAGCACACCGGUAUCUCUUGACCGGAGAGACCUUGAGAAACCUUUCUUUGCGGUUUCGAGAUAUUGCAAAGACUUCAAGUCUCUGAGAGAGUUACUCUCUCGGAAAGUCAGCUUGCAGAAGGAAGCUGUGAGUGCGAUUAGCGAGAUCAUCUGCGGAUACAGAGAUGAUGAUUCCAGGAGGAGAAGCCACAGUGUUUGGCUAGCUCUUCUUGGACCUGAUAAAGUCGGGAAGAAGAAAGUAGCAGAAGCUCUCGCUGAGGCCUUGUUCGGUGGCCAAGAAAGCUGCAUCUGCGUUGAUUUCAAGGCGCAGGACCGUCUUGACGAUAGGUUCAGAGGGAAAACAGUCGUUGAUUACAUAGCCGGAGAAGUGGCGAAGCGUGCGGAGUCUGUUGUUUUCGUCGAAAACGUGGAGAAAGCCGAGUUCCCUGAUCAGAUCAGAUUGUCUGAUGCUGUGAGAACCGGGAAACUCCGUGACUCGCACGGAAGAGAGAUCAGUAUGAAGAAUGUUAUAGUUGUUGUUACUACUACUUCCGGGAUUGAUAAAGACAGUGAUUGCCAAGAACCUGUCAAGUACUCCGAGGAAAGAGUUCUCAGCGCAAGAAACUGGAAACUUCAGAUAAAACUAGCCGACAAUACUUCAAAUGGUAACAAGAAUGGUGUAAAUAAGAGAAGACAGGAGGAGUCAGAAACAGAAGUUACAGAGCAUCGAGCUCUCAAGUCUCAACGUUCGUUUCUUGAUUUGAAUCUUCCGGUGGAUGAGACUGAAGCAAACGCAGAGGAGGCUUGUGCAAUGUCAGAGAACACGGAAGCUUGGCUUGAGGAUUUUGUGGAGCUUGUAGAUGGGAAAGUGACGUUCAAGAUGAUUGACUUUGAUGGGUUAGCCAAGAACAUAAAAAGGAACAUACUUUUGCAAUUUCAUCGGUCUUUUGGACCUGAAACACAUCUAGAGAUCGAAAACGAUGCGAUCCUUCAGAUUCUAUAUGCCUUAAGAUGGUCAUCAAAUGAAGAGGGGGCAUUUGAUCAGUGGCUGCAAACUGUUCUUGCUUCAAGCUUCGCUGAAGCGAGACAAAAGUAUUGUUCCACUACUUCCUUCACUGUGAAACUUGUCGCCUCCAGAGAUUCUACGGCUGAAGAGGAAACCGCCGGAGUACAGUUUCCGGCGAGAGUCGAAGUGAUCUGAUUAUUUCUGUUUUUAUCUCAUAUUAUAUGUGGUGGUGAUGAUAGUUAUAUAGGUCUCCUUGAGAGUUUUGUCAUCGGCUUUGGUUUGAGUUUGUGCCUUGUCACUAAAUGUAUAUUAUAGGCUUAAACUGUGGUACAUAGCUUUUAAAUGAGUGUCAAAUUACCACAGCUUUUGGUUUAGCCUUUUUAGGCAUCUCUUCUAAUUUUUUGUUGUUGUUUUUUUUACCAUAAUUUCGAUUAUUCUAUCGGUGAAUAUAUUCAUAUAACGAUAUAUACUAUCAGUUUCAUAUUAGGCUUCUGCAUUUUUUCAGUGUGCUAAAUUUGUAAGAAAGACAAAC